AUGACAGAUUUUAUUCAAUGGACAUAUGAAAAUAGAUUUUAAAUCUCUAUUGAUUUAGCAGCUGGAUCUAUUAGUGGAAUGUACUAUUAUUUUUUUAGAGAUUAGAGCUAAUUGUAUUUCAAGUCAUCCAUUAGACACAGUUAAAGUCAGAAUGCAAAUGUCAGAUGAUGGAGUACUAAAAACUCUAUAAAAAAUAAUAAAAAAUGAAGGAUUAAAAGGUUUUUAUAAAGGAAUGUCAUUUCCCAUACUUUCCAUACCAAUAACCAAUGCGGUUGUAUUCUCAGUUUAUGAAUUCUGGAGAAAAUUUUUCAUUGGAAAUUCGAAUAAAUAACUCACAUAUUUCCAAACGUAUAUAUUUAUAAGUGAAUCUAAGUGCAUUUUGUGGAAGCAUUGCAGGAAGUUCAGCUGCAUUGCUCUCUUGCCCAAUUGAAUUGACAAAAUGCAAAUUAUAAAUGUAAGAAACAGAAAAAAUCUACAAAAACCCAAUUGAUUGUGUUAUCUAAGUAAUUUGUUAUUGGAAUAUUUCAUAGAUCUACAAAAAAGAGGGUUUUAAAUAUAUUUUUAGAGGUAUGCAUGCGACCUAAUAAAGAGAAAUUCUGGGGUACUCUGCUUAAUUUGCAGUGUAUGAAUGCAUCAAGGAUAUACUCUGUGAUUUAUCAUAAAAGGCAGAGCCUUCGACAGCAAACUUAUUAAUAUCAGGAGGUUUAGCCGGAGUUUCAUGCUGGACGAUAGGAUACCCUUAAGAUGUAAAUAAAUAACUAAAAUCAAGACGAUUAAAACAAUUCUCCAAUGUUAAACUUGCACUGAUUAGAGAAUUUAUAAAGUGAGAUGCUUUGACGGGGGAUUUUUGGAUUGUUUAAUGCAAAAAAUAUCAACUGAAGGUUUUGGAUCUGUGUGGAAGGGAUAUUCGGUUUGUGUCUUUCGGGCAUUUUACGCUAAUGCUAUCGGUUUUUAUGCGUAUGAACUGGCCAAAGAAUAACUUACUUCACUCUAUUAGUUUUGA
This is a messenger RNA of Paramecium octaurelia, 1003 nucleotides long. NCBI's taxonomy places the organism in Eukaryota, Ciliophora, Oligohymenophorea, Peniculida, Parameciidae. The record is from the annotation of a GenBank genome assembly.